Molecule: messenger RNA, 1368 nt
Organism: Coregonus sp. 'balchen'
Lineage: Eukaryota; Metazoa; Chordata; Actinopteri; Salmoniformes; Salmonidae
Source: the annotation of a GenBank genome assembly
AUGGAAUCGUCGGUGGCCAUGUGUGGUCUUCUUUGCCUGCUCUUCAGCCAAGCUGUGCCCAUGUGUGUGCCCACGGACUACACUCUGUAUGAGGAGAGACAUGAAUGUGACUUCUGUGUGGCCAUCAAUACGACCAUUUGCAUGGGCUUCUGCUACUCAAGGGUAAGUAGGCUACAACCUCAACCUGACAUUCUUAGUUCUUCAAUUAGUUUUUGUUAUAGACAAGAUGGAUCUGUAAAAUGCCCUCACUUAUAAACUUUUAUACCCCCACAAAACAUUUGAUGUUUUACCUUUAUUUUAUCAGAGUAAUCUCAUCGAGAUUUUGCAUAAUAUUUUAUAAGACUGACCUGGCCAUGAUAUAUUAUAUAACCUGUCACAUGUUUUGCAUUGCAGAAGAGAUGCUAAAAUAUAAGUAUAACUUGAACUAUAAAGAAUUCGAAUUCGACCGUGAGGCAUAUUUGACCUACAUCGCAUGUACAGUAUGUAAUGUAUACAAGUACACUGAGUAUACAAAACAUUAAGAAUACCUGCUCUUUCUAUGACAUAGACUGACCAGGUGAAUCCAGGAGAAAGCUAUGAUCCUUUAUUGAUGUCACUUGUUAAAUCCACUUCAAUCAGUGUAGAUGAACGGGAGGAGAAAGGUUAAAGAAGGAUUUUGAAACCUUGAGACAAUUGAGACAUGAAUUGUGUAUGUGUGCCAUUCAGAGGGUGAAUGGGCAAGACAAAAUAUUUAAGUGCCUUAGAACGGGGUAUGGUAGUAGGUGCCUGGCGCACCGGUUUGAGUAUGUCAAGAACUGCAACGCUGCUCGGUUUUUCAAGCUCACCAGUUUCCAAGAAUCAAGAAUGGUCCAUCACCCAAAGGACAUCCAGCCAACUUGACACAACUGUGGAAAGCAUUGGAGUUAACAUGGGCCAGCAUCCCUGUGGAACACUUUCGACACCUUGUAGAGUCCAUGCCCCGACGAAUUGUGGCUGUUCUGAGGGCAAAAGGGGGUGCAACUCAAUACAAUAUUAGGAAAGUGUUCCUAAUGUUUGGUACACUCAGUGUAUGUUAAGCAUGUGUGUUUGUGUGUGUGUGAUUACCAGGACAGUAACAUGAAGGAGCUGGCCGGACCGCGUUUCCUUAUCCAGAGAGGCUGUACCUAUGACCAGGUGGAGUACCGAACAGUCAUACUACCUGGCUGCCCGCUCCAUGCCAACCCUCUCUUCACCUACCCCGUGGCCCUCAGCUGCCACUGUGGCACCUGCAACACAGACAGUGAUGAGUGUGCCCACAAGGCCAGCAGUGGAGACGGCGCCAGGUGUUCCAAGCCACUUAGACACAUCUACCCAUACCCUGGCCUGAACAACUACAUCCAUCCCAACUGA